AUGUCAGACGGCAGGGCAGAGGACUUGUUUGACAGUAACUGGAACGGCUUGCGCAAUGUGGUCGGGCAGGCAGACAUCAUUGUCUUGAAGUACUCAGUCAACGACAAGCCUGCCUUCCGGGAGCUGAAGGACAGCUACACUCCAGUGAUCAAGAGGCUGCUGAGCCAGUGGGCCGUCCCAGUCAUCGUCGCCGCGGUGGGGGCCAGGCAGACCGAUGAAAGCCCGCCCUGCACCUGCCCGCUCUGCACCUCGGACAAAGGCAGCUGCGUCCCCACCUGCGAGGGGCUGGAGCUCUCCAGAGAGCUGGGGGCCACCUACCUCGAGCUGCACUCGCUCAGCGACGUCUCCGCGGGAAACUACUUCGGGGGAGUGCUGGAGUACUUCAUCAUUCAGUGUCUGAAGCAGAAAUCCUCAGAGAGCACCAGGAAGAAGAGCCCCAGAGCUCGAAGACCCAGGCCACCACUGCUGGAGCAGCCAGCCAAGCUGGCCGCGCUGGAGGUGGAGAAGUCCAGCUGGUCCUCCGACUGGCUGCGGCUGCUGGACAGCGGGCAGUGUGCGGACGUGCUGUUCUGCGCCGAGCUCUCCGGCCGGGAGCUGGCUCGGGCACACGGGGCGCUGCUGUGCGCCGUCAGCCCCGUGUUCAAGCAGCUCCUGGCGCCCGAGCCCCACGAUCCCGGCCCAGCGAAAGCCUCUCGGAGCCUCUUCUCGGAGCGGGGCAGCGGACGGCGCAGGACAGCCUGGGUGCCGAUCAUGGACAGGAAACAAGUCCCCCUGUCCAGCAGUGUGAGCCUGCCGGUGGGCCUGUGCUGGCAGUAUGGGCUGCCAGGCCCGUCUGGAGUGUGGGUUUUUAAACGGCGGAGGAGGGUGCAGUCUCCCAGCUUUGACGCCUGCAGCCGAGCUGCCGGGCUUGGGGACGGGGACGGGGCCGUGCGGGACGGGCUGCGCUGCUCACCGGCGCGUCGCUGUGUUGCAGGCGCCUCCCGCUGGAAGGAGCUGGAGCUGUCCCUGCGGGCCAGGCUGGGCGGCGCGCCGGAGCUGCGAGAGCUGCUGGCGAAGGUCCGUCUCCUGCUCGGCCGAGAGCAGCAGUGCUCCAGAGAGCUCCGUGCUCUCAGGCCCACCAGGCACCCCAGAAGCCCCCUGGCUGCCCUGUUCCACAGCCCCCUGCUCUCGGAUGUUGUCUUCAAGGUUGAAGGGGCUGCAGUCCCAGCCCACAGGGCGGUGCUGGCUGCCCGCUGCGAGGUCAUGGCUGCCAUGUUCAGUGGGAGCUACGUGGAGGCCAGCAGCCGAGUGGUACCUGUCUACGGCGUGUCCAAAGACUGCUUUGUGUCCUUCCUGGAGUACCUCUACACCGACUCCUGCUGCCCUGCCAGCGUCCUCCAGGCCAUGGCCCUGCUGGUCUGCGCCGAGAUGUACCAGGUGCCCCGGCUGCAGCACCUGUGCGAGGUCUGCAUCUGCACACGCCUCCAGAGCAUGUCCAGCAGAGAGCUGGCGUCCAGCAGCCUCGGCGUGGUGGAGCUGCUCGGGCGGGCGCAGUUUCACCACGCACCACAGCUGUCCACAUGGCUCCUGCACUUCAUCGCCAGUAACUACCUGAUCUUCAGCCAGAAGCCGGACUUCUCCAACCUCACCAGGGACGAGCGGGACUUCGUUGAGAAGCACAGGUGGCCGUCCAGCGCGUACCUGCAGGAGCUGGCCGAGUUCAGACGCCACGUUCACCGGCGGCACUCGCGCUGCGCCGUCAUGUGACCAGACUGGAGGAGACAGACACGUCCACAAGGCAAGAGCCUUCUGUGAUCUGAUGGGUCUGCGCUGUUGACAGAGGGGACAGAAACACUGUACUGCAGGACAUGCUCUCACUGAACUGCUGACGUGUGAGAGCUUAUUCCCUGAAAGUCAUGAAGGGGGCAUUACCUGUUUUUUUUUUAUUUCAUACUAACUUAUCAUCACAAAUGACUCCCUAUAGUCUGUGUUACAGACUGCACAUCAGUGAAAAUACAAGACGCCACAGGAAUAAAGUCACGUUUGAACUCUCACGACAAAAUGCCAGGGCCAGAGUUUCACUGACCGGGCCAGCUGAAUGCCCUCUGCUCGUUUUGCAACUUUUGCUCCUGCCUAUGAAGUUGACCCCAUGAAACAACAAGGAGCCGUUCUGCUCUGAUUAAAGGCGCUUCAUUGAAUUUCUAAUAUCAGAUAUGCUGGAUGUAUGACAGCCACACAAAAGGCACCAGUAACAAUAAAUAGCUUUAGCCAGUGAGAAUGCACCGCUCCACUAAUUCCUAGAGCAGUUCAGUUCAGGUGGACAUUGACCUGGGAAGUGAUGGCUCAGCUCUCUGCAGGGUCACGCAGAUUAGACACAGGCCACAUGGCCGUGCUGUAAGUAUGACAGAGCCACGUUUCUCAGGUCUGUACGGACUGGACGCGGGUAGUUUGUGCGGACUAUUCGCCGGUGGUGUGUGCGGACUGGACGCCGGUGGUGUGUGCGGACUAUUCGCCGGUGGUGUGUGCGGACUGGACGCUGGUCAUGGACAUUAUCGGACAACUGUAUUACUGGACAUUUAGGAAAAAGCUGAAAUAAACCAGGUAUUUGAUGUAUUUUGACUUUUCUACAAGCUAUGGAAAUAGAAGGCUGUGUUUUAUGCAAUAACCUUAAAAAACUUAAAUAUCUCCUUAUAAACAUAAUAGUAGCUUUUGCUUCAGGUCACUAAAUAUUUUAAUUUUAUCUUCAAUUAAGCAAGAGGUCUUACCGCAAAAUAAUAAACAGGGCCCUUAACUUAAGGACAUCGGAGGUCAAAUGAUUUCAUGUUUUCUGUAUAUAGAACACUUUAAGCAAGUGUCUGUUUCACCAGGGUUGCAUGCUCACUGCAAACAAGUAAUGAUCAUGUACACAAAUAAAGACAGAGUUAUUCCAA
Lepisosteus oculatus (spotted gar) is the source of this 2909-nucleotide messenger RNA. The record is from RefSeq and is a predicted model, not a curated record. Lineage: Eukaryota; Metazoa; Chordata; Actinopteri; Semionotiformes; Lepisosteidae.